UGUUGCUUCCCCACACAAUCUAAAACACUGAUCAAUAAUCACAGUUCAGAGUUGAGAGAGAGAUGAGCAGUGGCAGUAGCAGCAGCAGCAUGACAACUGAAGAAGGCGAUGCAGAGAAUGUGAAUGUGAUCCUACUACCUGGGUUCAGAUUCUACCCCACUGAUGAGUUGCUGGUCAGCUACUACUUGAGGAACAAGAUACAGGGCACCGACUCUCAUUUCUGCCACCUCAUCCCUGAAAUGGAUGUCUGCAAGUACGAGCCCUGCGAUCUUCCUGCAUUCUUCCCAGAAGUCCAUGAGAAGGAGUGGUUCUUCUUUACCCGGCUCGAUUACAAGUACAACAACGGCACUCGCUGCAACCGGGCCACGGAUCAAGGCUUUUACAAGAUCACAGGAAAGGAGCGGGAGAUCAGAGCUGAAGAAUCCAAGGCUGUGGUUGGGAAGAAGAGGACCCUGACAUUCUACGAAGGUCGUGUACCGAAAUCAAAGAAGACCGAUUGGAUAGUCCAUGAGUAUUAUCUCACAGAAACUGAGGUGGGUUCUAAACCCACCAAGCAGAAGGACUUUGUCCUCUGCCGCCUGAAGAACAAGUCAGCUAGUUAUAAGAAGCCGAAGGGUGAUCCAAUCCGCGGCGAAUUAGCUGAUUCGGGAGCGAGUUCCGAAGAUGAUCAAGCUGUUGUAAGUGAUGUGAUAGUAGAGCCAGUGGAACAUCUGGGAAACAAAGAGCUAGGAGAUGUUAAUAGCAAUGAGUCUCCAGAUGGUUCUUGUCUUAUGGACUGCAAUGACAUUUGGACCUUAGCUGAUGGUGAUGUUGAAACUGGUGGCUGGAAAUUCUCGGAUUUCGAUGAUCCAACUAGGUUUCUAGAGUUGUUUGCUGAGAUGCGAGACAUUCUGAAUUCACCUUCUCAACCGCCGCAGCCAAUGCAGAUACCACAGCCACAUCAGCCGCCGCGACCAUAUCAGCCUCUGCAGCCACAUCAACCAUAGGAUUACUGCCCCGCCACACUACAGCCACCACAGCCACAUCUGCCGCCGCAACCACAGCAGCCUCUGCAGCCCAUCAAUAAACACGGAACUGGGAGAUGUUGUGCAUACCAAUAACUAUAUUGGAUGCAAUGAUGAGUUACAGUCUCUAGAUAAUAUGGAGAUUGCAAAUGUUUUCCCAUAGUCCUUCGUUUAUCAUUGUUGACCAGGAUUAGUAAUUUAGUAUUCUGGGAAGAAACAAAAUACCCUACUUUUAGUGACUCUAAUCUACCAGAGUCGCAAGCACGAGUCUAAGAUAGCAAUAGUGAAGCAAGAAACAUAGCAAAACAGGUUUAUAGUCUUCUAUUAGCUAUUCAAGAAGCACAUCAGUAUAGCUAGUGAACAGCAAGAUCUUAGUUAUCAGAGAACAACAAGAUCUGAAUUAUUGGAAACAGCAAUAGGGGACGUGUAAACCCCAAGAGUUGCAGCAAGAGUAAAAGCAUCACCCUAAUCUACCAUUCAGGAACUGUAGGCAUUAGAAACUUUUUCUGCUAGUUUUGGACGAUCAUUUCCAGGACAACCGAUGUAGGUUUGCUAAGCCUGUUUUUCUUCUUUUUGGCCUUUUUUUAGCAUUCCCUAGCUUUAGAAACUUCAAAGCUUGUUAGGUGAACAUGUUAGUUCAAAGAACAGCAGCAGAAACCAGUGUUUGAGAUGUCAUCAGGAAAUCUACUCUACUCCAACUGAGUCCAGAUGAAGCAAAGAUGUCUUUUCCCAGAAGCAGCAGUUGUUUGUAGAUCGCGUGUCUCCUGUCAACCAAACUACAAAUAUUCCUCAGCAAAAUUGUCUUUAAAUAGUGUACUCUCUUUAUCAAAAGCCAUAGGAACCUCAACAAAAUUGUCUUCAAAUAAUGUGCUCUAUACGUCAAAAGUCAUACGUACCUCAGCAAGAUUGUCUUCAACCAUCAUCCAUUCGCGUCUAGUCACUGGGAGUUGCUCCGAGAAGAAUCCAACCGCAAAGCUGUAUCACAAGACAAGGUGAGCAAAGCUGUUUUCUGUUUUAUCUCAACUUAAUUUGAUUUCUGUUAACUCUAUUUGCAGGUCAAGGAAAAUGCAGAGUAUUUCUUUCCUCGAAGCAUCUCCUCAAAACCAUCAAUCAAGUCCCAGAUCGGCUGCGACAUGGCUGCUGGAGUCUCAAAUAUAUUACAAUAACCAGACACCAAUGGUGACGUACCGGUUGUUGGUAUUGAAAUUUGAGGUUCCGUCCCUAAUGGAGUAGCAAUUACAAUCAUUAUCAAAAUCGGAUGAUUAUGAUUGGUUUAAUCCUUUGAUAACCUUCAGAAUUAAAAACCCAUCUUAUGUAAAUAUUGCUUUAAUUAAUUUCCCUGUAUCAGCUGCUGCGUUUCUGUGCAGCAUUUCUGCUUUUCCUGUACUCCUUUCAUGUUGUAUUGUUGUUAAGGUUGUUUAUUUAGAACCUUUCAAUUUCAGU
This is a messenger RNA of Malus domestica (apple), 2447 nucleotides long. The record is from RefSeq and is a predicted model, not a curated record. Lineage: Eukaryota; Viridiplantae; Streptophyta; Magnoliopsida; Rosales; Rosaceae.